Messenger RNA from Ictidomys tridecemlineatus (thirteen-lined ground squirrel), 4785 nucleotides. It is a transcript of the gene Cplx2, whose product is annotated as complexin 2. Gene Ontology annotation, biological process: neurotransmitter transport; regulation of neurotransmitter secretion; synaptic vesicle exocytosis. The record is from RefSeq and is a predicted model, not a curated record. Gene Ontology annotation, molecular function: syntaxin binding. Gene Ontology annotation, cellular component: SNARE complex; terminal bouton. Lineage: Eukaryota; Metazoa; Chordata; Mammalia; Rodentia; Sciuridae.
CAGCCCCCGCCUCUUUUCUCAGGAAGCUUGGGUCUCCCUGGGAGCGGGUCAGCCCUUGGGGGAGGCCUCUCGGCUCGGUGCCCUGCAGCUCGGCUGACAUUCGGGGUGAACAGAAGAGGGGCUCGGCGCCCCCCGCGCGCACAUGUGCUAACCCAGGCAGGAGGGAGCGCCUUGGCGGAGGAGGCAAGGAAGAGGGGAGCGAGAGGCGCGCCAGAUCCUCGGUCCCGGGCGCCCUGGUCGGCCGCGGAGGAGCUGCAGCCUCCAACAGGAAGUUGGGCAUCUCUGACAUGCUCUCUGCUCUGCUCACUGACUGAAGGUUCUUGCAUCCCAGCUUAGCCAGGAAGCAAAGGUUGAAACAUCUCCCCAGGCCAGGCCAGGCAAGGGCUCUGCAUGCGAAUUCAGCCCUUGGCUAGGGCACAUUAACCAGAGCCGGCAGCAUGGACUUCGUCAUGAAACAGGCCCUCGGAGGGGCCACCAAGGACAUGGGGAAGAUGCUGGGGGGAGAGGAGGAAAAGGACCCAGAUGCACAGAAGAAGGAGGAGGAGCGGCAGGAGGCGCUGAGGCAGCAGGAGGAAGAGCGCAAGGCCAAACAUGCGCGCAUGGAGGCUGAGCGUGAGAAGGUCCGGCAGCAGAUCCGCGACAAGUAUGGGCUGAAGAAGAAGGAGGAGAAAGAGGCAGAGGAGAAGGCAGCCCUUGAACAGCCCUGUGAGGGGAGCCUGACCCGGCCCAAGAAGGCUAUCCCUGCAGGCUGCGGGGAUGAGGACGAGGAGGAAGAAGAGAGCAUCCUGGACACGGUGCUCAAAUACCUGCCUGGACCACUGCAAGACAUGUUCAAGAAGUAACCAGCCCUCCUGCCCCAUUCCCUCUCCACUUGUUACUUUUUUAUUUUAUUUUAAUUUAUUUUGUUCUUUCUUUUCUUUUUAUUCAGUUAAGUCUCAGUUCUGAAGGGGAAAACCUCAGUUGGCCUCUGCCCCCCUUCCCUGGCCAGGGGCUCCUCCCCCUCAGCCCUCCCUUACACUCACCUUCAUCCCAGGGUAGCCAUUCCCAUUCCACUCCCAAACAGCUUGGAAAAAAAAAAAAAAGGAUUGACAGCUUUUCUCCAGCAGGGGGCGUUGAACCCAGGGCCAAAGGCACUGGGUGGCCCCCUCUGGAAGCCUAAGUUCUAUGUUAGUGUGGUAACCCCCAUACAUUCCUUCGUGCUCCCCACUGCCAGGAGGACCACUGUCCCCAGCCAGCCAAAGUAAUGACACAUUCCAGCCCUGCCCAGCAUGCUGAUCUUUGGCUUCUGAUACCUCAGUGGGCCACAUGGUCAGGGCAGGGGCACUGAGUGGCCUGGCUCUGAGGAAGGGAAUCAGGGUAAGCCUGUUCCAUAAGGUCCUAGCCUGAGAGGGCUUGGGUCUGGCCAGGCUAGGGUCUGGGCAGGAGGUUGAGACUCUUCUCCCCUCUUCCUGGUGACACCCAGCCCAGGAGCACACCCUUCCCCAAACCCCUCCCGGAGAGGCAUGGCCCCUGCCAAGUUGGUCCCUCUAAACAGAUCCUCUUUGGACUUCAGCACAUCUGUAGAGGAGCCCCAGGGUAGGGCAACCCCUUUUCCCCUCACCCCACUUAGGUCCUGGGACCCCACUGCCAGGUUGGACCCAGCUUGCCCAGCCAAGGGGCUGCCCAGGCCCACAGAAAACACUUGGAGCCAUUGGGCAGUGAUGGUCUAUGCCAUGGGACACCCCCCCAUUGGUGUGACCAAGCUGCCCCCAUUCCUAUCCAUCCCUCUUUCCCAUUUUGUCCUGUCCAUGUGCUUCCAGGGCCCCAUGGUCCCCAGGAGGACCCUUCCCGGCCAAAGCCCCAAGCCACUGGGGAGAAGCCAAUUCCCACUUGACAGAAGGCAUCUAUCUGUCCAUUCAUCCUAUUGGCCAAGAACAAACUCUUCUCUGGGAUGUAUGGGACUGGCAUUUGUCCCCCAACUACCCCCUCCCAGAUGAUCAAGGCUUCCCAUUCAGUCAGUUGUAUGAGAAUGGGUUGAGAGAGGAGGGGGGAAAGCAAAUGAGGGAGGAAAGUGUGAGUCCAUUGUGAUACUGCGUGGCUGAGACCGUGUAGCAGCGAUUGUGUGUCCGGAGACUUUAUGCAUAUAUGUACAGUUAGAGUGAGGUGAGUCUUGAGGAUGCGUGUGUGUUAGUUAUCAAAUCUCUCUUUUAGAGAUUGUAGGUUAGGCAGCCUUGUGUAUGCGUGCUUGUUUGAGGUGAUGUAUUUGAGUCACGAUUAUGUCCUAUGUCCUAAGUGUGUGAUAACCAUCUCAUGUGUUUAAGCUUGCAUGUGUUAGCUUGAAUAUGCAUGAGUUUUCAAAACGGCAUUGUGUGUCCGGAGUGAUAGAUUCAUGGUUGAUGUAGAAGUGUGUGUUUGAGAGAAGUGUCAGACGUAGUAAGACUGUUGUGCACGUGUGUAGGAGUCUGAAAAGGCAGUUGUGUGCAUGGAUGUGUGCUUGGAGAGAAGGAACGUGGGGAAGACGCCCCCUCCAAACCCUGAGACCCUUGGUCACAGAGGGCUACAUCCAACAGGAGACCUUGUCCUUGGCCUAGAGUCCUCUCACCCUUGGAGGGUUCCUGUCUGAGGUUCCCAGAAUUCCACUGGGACAGACCCAGACAGUGCCCCAGGAAGCCAUGCUAGCCCCUUACCAGGGCCUAUCCCAAAAUCAGGGGCCAGGGAGGGGGCGACUUGCCUGCCCCUGAAGCCCCUGUCCCAUUGGCCCCAGUUUGCAUUCUGCGGGUUUUCCAUUUUAGUGGAUUUAUGCUUUUAUUUCAGAGAGACAGGAGUCUUCUCUGUCCGUUUCCAAUAGUUAAAGCCAUAUCAGUUAGACUGCAAUACUUUAAAGAUGAGACAAAACAAUCCAUAUGUUUAGGGAACCAGAACAAUCCCCUGGUCUGUCCCUUCUCUGGGGAGCAGGGCCUCGGCAGCUCCAGCUCCCUGGACUUUCCAUCCACCCCCGCCCCCUCCCCUUGUGCCCCUCUGUGAGUCCCCCCAGGGGACCAUUGUCUGUCCGUGCCUGUGUCUGUGAUGGGGAGCCACCUCGCACCCCUGUUGUCUGCUUGUCUGUUUGUGUCUUUUACCCAGGCAGGAUGGUCAUUCUCAAGAGGCCUGGGGUCUCAGACCAGAGACAGACAGGGCCCAGUUCAGGGGCCCCAGACCUCCCUAAAUCCUGUGUGAGUCCCACUUGGACAUAGGUGUGGAUACCAGUGUUGAGAGAGGUCUCCCCCUUGACAGAGACCCUCAGACCUUGACGCUAAUGCCAGGGCACAAGGUGAUGCAGAUGAGCAGGGGACCCAGCCAUAUAAGAUACCCUAGGUGCACCUGAGGGACCCCAGGUCCUCAGAUGGUGUCCCUGGUGGUCUCCACAGCCCCUCUGGAUCCCCAGGGUGGGCUCAGGGCUUCUCAGCUCCACCUCGGUGCCCUCCAGGCUGGGCUGGCUUAGUCUGGGUGCACCUCCCAGGCUCCUCCAUUCUGCUCCCAGGCAGCAGGACUUGAGGUCUUUCUGGAGGCGCAGGGGUCAGGGAGAGAGUUUCUGCCUGGCACGCACCUGGCUCUAGCCACUGCCAAGUGACCACUGUCGGGUCCAGGGGAUAGAGUGACUCUCAUUUCUGACAAAGAUUUGACUGUGGGUAGAAGUCAAUGGGUGGCCCAGAAAGGAUGUCUGUCCAACCCACUAGUUGGGGGGGGGGGACAAAAUGUGCAUGGGGUGUUGCAGCAGGGGAAGGGAGGGUCACAUAACAUACCUGCAAUGGGAGAUGUGUGUGACCCACUUGAUAGAAGGAACAUGAGUGUGUCACACAGAAAUGGGGCAGUGUAACACACUGAGUGGGGAAGGCCCCAGAAUUCAGCACACAUACAUGACACCCAGGGAGACUAGGGAAGAGCAAUCAUUGGUAGAUGGUCAAAAUGGACUGAGGUCAAGGGAGCAUGCAUGUGCUUGCAGGGAAGGCGACCCAGGCUCCUGUGGUCUGGGAUUUACCACCAGGGAGAAGGAAAAGGACUUCUCUGGAUCUCCCUAGGCUGAGCUCUAGUGAUGGACCAGAAUUUCCAAAUGUGGAUGUCCCCUACUCUGGGUACAAAAGUGCCCGGAAUGUGUGUCCUUAACUGCAAAGCUUCACGAGGUGCUCCUUCAAAUAGAAGCAGGAAGCCGAGAGGCCACCGAGGUGUAUAAGACAAAGAGAAGCAUUGCAGCCCAGGACCCUUCAUAGGUGGUUCAGCCAGUUGGCAAAGCAGCAGUGGCUAGAGGGACAUGGGGAGACUCUCCAGCCCUAAGAGCCCCCAAACACCCAGCUGUCAGGAGUUCCCAGCCCAACAGCCCACCUGUUCCAUCCACAGGCUCCUGAAUGCACAGGGAGGCUGGGAGUCAGACCGACUCCAAUGGGGGAUGUCUCCCAGGUCUUAAGACCUUCCUCCCACCAAAUGUCCCUGGCUCCAGUCCCCACUCCUGUUGCCCUACCCUCUUCACUGGGGAGAGAAUGGGAGGUGCUCAUUGCUGGCCCUGGGGUGCAGGUGAGGAGUCCUACUGAGACCCAGGUGAGAUGGACCAUCCUGCUCACGCGGGGGAACCCCUUUCCUACAUUUGUGCUGUGUCCUUGUUGCUCUGCUUCUUUUAAAUGUGUCAGUGCCUAGGGGGAGGGGAGGGCCACUCCCUCAUGCCCCCUUGAACCUGACCAAAAGCCAUGGCUGUUGCUCCCCCCUUUGUAUGAUGCAAAUGCUAAGAUGUACAAAACCAACCAUGACAAGAAAGAAAAAGACCUUGUACAGCAA